AUGCCUAUCAACCAACCCUCAAACCAGAUCAAGUUCACGAACGUAUCGAUCGUCCGACUAAAAAAAGGCAAGAAACGCUUCGAGCUCGCCUGCUACAAGAACAAACUGCUCGAAUACCGCUCCGGCGCCGAAAAAGACCUCGACAAUGUCCUCCAAGUCCCGACGAUCUUCCUCUCCGUCUCGAAAGCCCAAACCGCGCCCUCGGCCGAACUCACCAAAGCCUUCGGCUCCUCCAUGACGUCCGACGAGAUCCGCCAGGAGAUCCUGCGCAAAGGCGAAGUGCAGGUCGGCGAGCGCGAGCGCAAGGAGAUGCUGGAGCGGGUUGAGAAGGAGGUGCUCGACAUCGUGUCGGGGAGGCUGAUCGACCCGAACACGAAACGGGUGUACACGCCGGGGAUGAUCUCAAAGGCCCUGGACCAGUUGAGCUCGGCGAGCGGACAGCAGCAGCAGCAGCAACAGCAGGAAGGUAACGGCGGGGCCGCCGCGGCUGAGGAGAACGGGUCGACACAGCCGCGGAAGCCGCUAUGGACGGGCGUGACGCCGACUAAGUCCGCGAAGAGUCAGGCGCUGGAGGCUAUGAAGGCGUUGAUUGCGUGGCAGCCGAUCCCGGUGAUGCGGGCACGCAUGCGGCUGCGUGUCACGUGUCCCCUGUCGCUGCUGAAGCAGUCUGUCAAGGGCGCCGCGGCGGCGGGCGCGGGCAAGGAGAAGGAGGCGCCUUCUGGCGGGAAGCCGAACAAGAAGGGCGGGAAGGGGGCGAAGGGCAAGGCUGCGCGACAGCAAGAUUCGGAUGCGGAGGGGGCAUCGGAUGCGGAGGCGGCGCCAGCGGCCAAAGCCCCGAGUAACGUCAAGGACAAGAUUAUGAGCUACAUCGAGUCGGUCGAGAGCCAAGAGGUGGUUGGUGGGGAUGAGUGGGAGGUGGUAGGUUUCGCGGAGCCGGGUGCCUUCAAGGGGCUGAAUGAGUUUGUUGGCACCGAGACUAAGGGAAGAGGCCGAGUUGAGGUAUUGGAUAUGGCGGUCACCCAUGAAGAUUAG
Messenger RNA from Aspergillus clavatus NRRL 1, 1032 nucleotides. Its product is annotated as guanine nucleotide exchange factor SDO1. The coding region runs from base 1 to 1032 and encodes 343 amino acids. The transcript has 2 exons. Gene Ontology annotation, biological process: cytosolic ribosome assembly; ribosome biogenesis. Lineage: Eukaryota; Fungi; Ascomycota; Eurotiomycetes; Eurotiales; Aspergillaceae. The record is from RefSeq and is a predicted model, not a curated record.